CACAACAGACACAUGCAACACUUUGCCCAUUUCGAUGUCUCUUGCAAGACCAGAACGCCAUGAGCCGGUCUUCGAGGAGAAAAUGCAGCCACUUGCGCGCAUGGCCGCCCCUUCUGCGUCACCUGCGCGCACACCUGUGAGGAGGUCAGGCCCGCGGCAGGGCGAGGCACUGUGUUUCAGUACUCCUCAACGGUGUAAAGGCGAUGGUGUGGCAUUGGCUGGUCUAAGGAUUUUUUGCGUGGAGCGCUUUGGUAGUCUGCGAGCAGCCUUCGAGCGUAUGGACUUCCACCGCGAUGGGCACGUGAGUUGCUUAGAGUUUCAGGAGGUGAUCAGUGGUCAGGAGCGGUACUGCCAGCUUCAGGAGGCCCGUGAGCUCUUCAGUGUGCUGGCCAAGGGGACCGCUGGUUGGCUCAACUGGGAGGUCUUCCGGAAGCGCUUGCAGGGCGCCUGGAACGAUCCUGAGGACCUUGAAAUGACUUCCUGCCACUCCGAAAGCGCGUCGGCAGUGGCCAGUCAUGCUUUGCGGAACUUACUGCUCAAGGAAAGGUCUCCACCGACGCCGCGGGGCGGCGCCAGCGCCGCCUCCACGGCGAUGCCGACGGAGGCGGUCGCUUUGGAGCCCUCGUGGGCCUCACUGUCCUCAGGGCAUGGGGCGCCCUUCUCUCCGAUGCCUGGCAGACAUCUGGAUGCACGCCUCUCUGGCCGACUUCGGCCCACUUCGCAGGAGGAUGCCCGGCUCGACACUUGCUCUUCGCCCGGCGCUCGUGCUUUCACGAGCACCCUCUCAUCCCCGCUCUCGCUGGCGGAACAGCUCUUCCGAGGCGCUCUGCAAGAGAGUCCAGAUGCGCAGCGGAUCCCGCACCGUGAGGGGUCCGUGGCGCGGAAUCGCGGAGGUGACGCCUUGCGAAAGCUGGAGGAAAGCUUGUUCUCCUUGCAGGGGGAGGCGGCGGUGGAAUCUGGCGGCGUCUCCGGGGUCUUUCAUCCGCCCCGGAGUUGGCUGAUCUGCUCCGCGCUGGUCUUUUGGGUCUUCUACUAUCUGGAGGUCUCUUCCGUUCGACCUUGGCUCCGAUGCCAGCCGGGGUAUCUACAGUAUCCAGUGUCAGCCAUCUGGUGCUGCCUUCUCAACGUGCUCUUCGUGGUGACACCGCUGUAUGUCAUCCUCGAGAACGGAGGCUCAUUGAAACAGCUGGGAUUGUGGCGUCCAGAUAUUGGAGAUGUGGGCUAUCAGAUGAUCUUAAGUUGGUUCUUCGCUGCGCGGAUCUUGAAGCUGGCCCCGGACACGGCCUUUAAGAAGGAAGAGAGGUCUCGGGUCUUGACGCAGAUCGCUUGGAACCUCUCCACGGUGUGGAAAUGGUUCUUCAC
Molecule: messenger RNA, 1362 nt
Organism: Durusdinium trenchii
Lineage: Eukaryota; Dinophyceae; Suessiales; Symbiodiniaceae
Source: the annotation of a GenBank genome assembly